AUGGAGAGAUUACAGACUACGAUUUAUGCGGUCCAAGGAUUGCGCUCUGGUGUGUUGCAAUGUUAUGAGGAUUUAUUUAGUGCAGAUGUUUCUGAAGAAACACGUCGAAUUGCAUUUCUAAAUAAAUUUCAAGCAAAAGCUGAUGAUAUCAACGGAAAACUAAGAAACGUCGAACUGUUUAUUGAGAGUUUAGAAACAAUGCCAAAGCCAUAUCCGCUUGAGAAAGCAAUUUUCGAGUAUUUAGCACUAGAGACUACGCAAGAGCAUCAGUCUUUAUAUGCACCGCUCCUAAAAGGUUACAAAUGGAUCGAAAAGUUGCAUGAUUAUAGCUCUUCAGCUUAUAAUACUUUAAAUAAAACUAACUUGCGGCCUACCGAACAACGUGCUGAAGCAUUUUCAGAUCCAGAGUUUAUAGACAAGUUGUUCAAAGAGAUAAAACAUCCCCAAACAAAUUACAUGGUAUGCCGACCACAUGCCGAUAAUGCUAUUGUUAAU
Messenger RNA from Teleopsis dalmanni, 495 nucleotides. RefSeq names its product mediator of RNA polymerase II transcription subunit 27-like. The record is from RefSeq and is a predicted model, not a curated record. NCBI's taxonomy places the organism in Eukaryota, Metazoa, Arthropoda, Insecta, Diptera, Diopsidae.